UCAAGAAGGGGGUGUGGCGUAUCAGACUGGUUGCAACAGGGCUUGUUUGUAGCGCACGUUCGCCGGUCGGGUCGUACGGUGUGUCUCUGCUUUAUUAAGACAGACUGCCUUGCUGUUUUAGGGACCAUGCAUCUGUGGUGGACUGCCUGGCAAAGAGUGGCGCCACUUGUGCGGAGACCUGUCUUCACAAGGAAUGUACUCUCUUUGCGACACAUGUCAUCCAGUCAGGUCCCAGGCUCAUCAGGAGACAACAUGAUGUACAUUCUUCUAACUGGUGGAUGUUGCUUAGGGGCUGGAUUUUACGCUUAUAGAACUGUAACAAGAGACCAGGCAAGGUUCAACGAUAGGAUUGAAGAACUUAACCGCCGGCCAAAGCAACAAUGGACCCCAAAGCCUUGGCCACCAAAGGCAGUAGAACAAGAGGAAUCUGGAGAACAGGUUGCAGAAGAGCCUUUGGUGGAGCCUCAGCUAGAAUCACACGUUCAGGAAAUAGCAGAGGCUCUGGAAGAGGCAGCAGCAGAGGUGACAGCAGAAGUAUCCAUCAUACCUGAAAAAGAAGCUGACUCUGCACCAGCUGAAGAAGAAGUUGAACUUCCAUCAACAGAGCAACUAUCUCCUGUGAUGGAGCAACCUGAAGAAGCCAGUGCAGAGGAGGUCACAACAGUUCAAGAACCUACUAUAGAAGCCAUUCCAUUUCCAGAAAUUACUGAAGACACUUCAGUUAAUUCUGAAGCAGUCCUAAAGGAGGAGGAGCCCUUGGCCACUUCUGAAGACCCAGUGGUAUCGCCACCUUUGGACAACUGCAAUAUGUCUGUCGGCCAAUAUUUAGCUGAAGAUGCUACCCAGGAAAGAAAAGAACCUGCAGCAGAUGGAGAACUGGCUUCUGUAGCUGUCCAACCCAUUGAAAUAAAAACACUAGAGGAAGAAGAAGUGAUUAUAACAGACAGAGAGUUUGUGCCCAACGCUCAGCCUGCUGAUGAAGAAACCAUCUUGCAAGAUGUCACAGAUGCUGCUGCCCAGGUUUCAUCAACUGCUGAUGAGGUCAUGCUAAAAGAAGAGGAAUCUGCCGAGAACUCAACAGAAAUACUGGAAGAAACUGCUCAGGAAUUUGAAGAAUCCACAGGUGUAGCUGAAAAUUCUGUCUCAGAAAUACAAGAGGAAGAAUCUGUCAAGAAACAAGAAAGUCCUACAGAUGGCCAUGCAGAAGUUGCCCAGGAGCAUCAAGCUGCUGAAACAGACACUGAAGAGAAAAAAGUCGCAUAUGAGGAAGAAAGCAUAACACAAGCGGUGGCCGAGGAUGUAGCUCUGGGUGAAAGAGCCUAAAUUGACUUGACGACAUCCUGAAGAAGCAGAAUUUAUAGUAGAAAACCACAGUGCCUUCCUUCAUUUUACUCUCCAUGUACAUUGCAGGCUUGACAUGUAAUCACAAAGAGAUGAAAUUAACUAGAUUCAUUAACAUUUGCUACAACCAAUCAAUGUGCUUAAAGGCAUUCAGAACAAAAGUAACUCAAACUUGUUAACUCCAGUGCAGAGUCAAGGGGAGCCAAAGCCUGUCCUAACAGCCCUGAUACAUUUCUAAUACUACUCAAAACUUUCCUUGGUGUUAGUUUUUAGAUAAAAUACCCUUUCCCUUAAAGUUGUUUCAAGUAACAUUUGUCUUAUGAACUGUUAAACAGAUUGUGAAACUGCUGCAUCUGUCGUUCAUGACUUAGGGCAAUGUGCAGUAUGAUUUGAAUUCUUUUACAUGCUUCUCAUAAGGUCUGUCCUAAUGAUAUUAAAUGCCGGGACACCUUUGGUCUGAGUUGUGAACCCAAAAGCAAUCUAGUUUUAUCUACCGAGUAACUAGGGGCUCAGAAUUCCACAUUUAUUUUGCUAUUCUGACAUUUUAUAUUCAGAUGUUAAAUAUGCACCAUGGUGGUGAGGAGGACAGGAGUUAGCUCUACUGCCUCACUGUCCCUGGAGAGUGGGUUCACGUUUUAGUCAGAUCAACCCCUAUGUGGAGUUUUCAUAUCAAUUCAUUUCCUGCUGUAGGAACACCCACAUCCAUACAAAAAGGAUGGAUGUACAAGGAUGAAAAUGGCCUCCAUAUUAAUAAAUAGUGAAUGACGUGGUUGACAGAUUAGUUUUAGAUAUACCAUAAGUAUGACUAAGAUACAUGCAUCCUUCUUUUUGUCACCGGAUAAGAUGAUAUAUUUAUAUUUUGGUGUGAAAACCAACAUUUAAAUUUUGUUGCAUAAAGAUGUUAUCAAAUCUCUGAUCAUAAUGGUGUCUUUAUGGGGACUGAUUUAAGGUAUACACCAGGAAAAGAUUUAGAGGCCAUGCAAUGGCUUACAUGCUUAUAUUUUUCUCCAAUACCCAGGAAGGCAAUACCUGGAAAGAGAUUCAUAAUUCUGCAUGCACUAAAUCAACAUAUAUUUUUGGUUUAUUAGUUUUAGUUGUAGCAUAUAUAUUACGGUUCACAGCAUAUAUAUUAUGGUUCCUUUCUCCACUGGAUUGGCCAUUAUCCUACUGACUACGCCAAUCUGUAACAAAAAUUAUGACCUCAGAAAUGUAAAAAAGGUUGGGAAUCUAGGAAGAAGUUGUGAAUGGGACUGGGAGACCGAAAAACACUAAAACAAAGUUUAGAGACAGAACAGAGUUAAAUACCAGGACCAGGACAUCAAAGACAAAAACAACACACUAGAACUUCUUGGGAAAUAAUAAAAGAAGACUCUCAAAAUUUUUGAAAAAAGCAACUACAAGUCCAGAAAUUUGGACAAUGAAUGAUGAACAGUGACAACUUUAUUACUGUCGUACCAGUGACGUCACUUGUUAUGACCACUCAUGUCACAUGGUACCAUAGAGACUACACGCAAAGCAGUGCAAAGUGGCGGCACCCAUAAGGACAACAAAUGAUGGCACACGAAGACUCCAAAUAACUUUAAAAUACUGAUACCUCAAGAUAAGAAAUCUAAUUACAAACAUGAACUCCGCAUAUAUGCCUAAAAAGAACAAGAAAAUCAUAGAAAUUUAUAACUGUUCAUAUUCAUGGCAGCAGGAAACCCUAUUUAUUGCCUUUUUGGCAAAACAGUAAAUUGUUUGCAGCAGAACUACUGCUGACAAAAUCAGGGGUCAGUUCAUUGAAAACACAGAGGGUUGUGAUAGUUAUAAUCCUUUAUCUUAUGGUUUCCAGAAGGGGACGCAGCAUGUGGUACACUACAAGCAGGGUUAUGGAUCUCCUUCUUGGUCUUUAAUGCCCUCUGUUGGAUGAGAAGGCUUGUAUCUAAAGGGCUGGGCAGCCUCCAGAUCAUUCUCUGGCGGCUCCUUAUAAUCAGUACUUGUAAAGACAGCAGCAUUAUCACAUACAUAACCGUGUAGUUUAAGAUGCUGAAUCAAAGUUGGAGGGGAACAAUUAAAAAUAUGCUAAUAAUGUAUUAAGUGUAAUGUCCCCAACUUUUAAACACCUGGACUAUUUCACAUAAUUUUUUUCUUCCAGAAUUUUAGCCUCUUUUAUAUGUAGCUUAGUUUAUAAUAAUGCCUAAUGUAUAAGAAUGCUUUAGUUGAAAACUGCUGGCUACCAGUGUUGUUCUUUCCUCCAUUUUAACUUUAUAUUGUCUUUCCCACUUUUCACUGUUUAUAUCUUAGCAUUUCUCAGAUGUUCAUUUACAAUGUCCCAGGGUGGGCGAACAUUCUGAAAACAUAACAGUUAUUCCUAAUUACCUCAUGUUUCUUGUUUUCUCUUUCAGCGUGUGUUUUAAAAGUGUGAAGCAAAGAAUUCUUAUUCUCAGACAAUCUGUACAUGUUGUGUAAGUUUUUUGUAGCUAUAAAUUGGGCCAAUUUAAAAUGUGAGUUAACCACAGUCACUUUAUUUAAUGGCAUUAGGUAUAAGAACAGAAUGUGAGCUUCUGUUCACUUAUCAGGGACAGUGCAUGUGUUAGGUGGAGGUCUGGUCUUCACAGUAUGGUUUACAAUCAAGAUGUCAGCCGAGAGGCUGAAACAAAGGCUUUGGUCCAAGUAAAAAAAGACUCAGGAUUUCUGGUCAAAAUUAAAAUAAUGUUCCAAUGGAAGGUUUACACUUUUCACUCUACCUCACAAAUGAAAUGGAGUAUUUUCCCAAAAUCAGAUAUAAUAUUAGCUUUGCAUGUUGUAAGAUAUUAUCUGGUUAGAUGGCUAAAUAUUCAUAUGCAUCCUUUGUUUUAGAACAUAUUAAAAAUAGUAAUCUUAUUUAGGUAGUAAAUUGUGGAUGAGAAAGAAAAAAAUUCAACAUAAGAAGAUAUCAAACAUAUAUUGAAUCGUGUCCAAUGAAAAAGUGUGCUGCUGCUAAAUAGUUGUAUUGAUUAAAAUAAUGGAAAUAAAAUAAUUCUGUGAAGCCAGAGUA
Messenger RNA from Erpetoichthys calabaricus (reedfish), 4357 nucleotides. It is a transcript of the gene mgarpa, whose product is annotated as mitochondria localized glutamic acid rich protein a. Gene Ontology annotation, cellular component: mitochondrion; mitochondrial outer membrane. Lineage: Eukaryota; Metazoa; Chordata; Cladistia; Polypteriformes; Polypteridae. The transcript has 12 exons. Gene Ontology annotation, biological process: anterograde axonal transport. The record is from RefSeq and is a predicted model, not a curated record. The coding region runs from base 127 to 1323 and encodes 398 amino acids.